Molecule: messenger RNA, 1834 nt
Organism: Cucumis sativus (cucumber)
Lineage: Eukaryota; Viridiplantae; Streptophyta; Magnoliopsida; Cucurbitales; Cucurbitaceae
Product: phosphoribosylglycinamide formyltransferase, chloroplastic
Exons: 2
Coding region: 697-1578 (293 amino acids)
Biological process (GO): 'de novo' IMP biosynthetic process
Cellular component (GO): cytoplasm; chloroplast
Molecular function (GO): phosphoribosylglycinamide formyltransferase activity
Source: RefSeq, a predicted model, not a curated record
UCUAAACUCUCUUCUUCUCUUCUCAGUUCUUUUUCGAGAGCAUUCUUCUUCUUCUUGGUGAAAGCAGACGCCCCCUCUCUCGACUUCUCUUCAGCUCACUAUCUCUCGCACACCGGCUACGGCAUAGAUUUCCGUCAACAACCUGCCGAAAACCCCAACCCGAUUUUCCCUCGCGCUUACCGUCUCCCUAUCUCCUCCAGCCGACGUCAUCACCUGCGGACUGGCAUUGCGCCGUUCGACUCUCUUUCUCCUUGCGCCGCGCUCAAGAGUUCUCCGCCGUCGCAUCAAACUCAGGAAUCUGGCAGUAGCUUAGUUGUUCGCUCGCGUUGUGAAGUUCUUGUUUCAUAUUUGUCUUGUACGGCAGCUGUGAAUACCGUGGCUCCGCCGUUCUCAGCUAAAUUUUGGCUUUGAGGUGAUGCUGAGUUUCUAUACCUUGGUGAUGCUGAAGUGGGAGCUUUAGAAAGAUUGACCAUUGAACGUGUUUGUUUUGCCACUUCCCUUAUUCACUCGUCUUUUUACCCUAUCCCAGUCUCACAUAUUCUCUCAUCUCCUUUAUUCAGUUUUUACAAUAUAUGAACUUCUCUAAGCUCAAACCGAUGGCUGUGGAACGCAGUCUUGCCUAAACUUGAACAUUGGUUCCAUUAUUCACACAUACAAAUAGUCAAGGCAAUCCAUUCUAUUGUGUUCUUAGCUAGAAUGGAAGCCCAAUGUUCUCUCUGUCGGUUUUGCCCAAAAUUGUCUAUUUCGUUGAUUCGAUCUCCCAAUUAUUCAUUCCUUUUGAAGCUUCCUUCUUCUUCUUCUUCCUUUGUCCAAACCAAUCAUUCCACUUUGCGUAGUGUUUGGUUCAAGGAGAAUAUUGCUCGUAGAAAAAAUGUUCAAAUGGUUGUGAGUGCCAGUCUCAAAGGGGAAGUUUCAAAAACUGUGAUUCAGAAGAAGAAACUUGCUGUUUUUGUCUCUGGUGGAGGCUCUAAUUUUCGUUCAAUACACGAGGCUUCUCUCGAAGGAUCAGUUCACGGAGAAAUUGUUGUUGUGGUUACUAACAAAAGUGGCUGUGGCGGUGCAGAAUAUGCAAGAAGUAAGAACAUUCCAGUUGUCUUGUUUCCAAAAACCAAAGAUGAACCCAAUGGCUUAUCUGCAUCUGAACUUGUAGCUACCCUCAAACAUUUUGAGAUUGAUUUCAUUCUUCUUGCUGGAUACCUAAAACUUAUACCCCUUGAAUUGAUCCAAGCAUAUUCCAAAUCUAUAGUAAAUAUACACCCAUCACUUCUUCCUGCUUUUGGAGGCAAAGGGUACUAUGGAAUGAAGGUGCACAAGGCAGUGGUUAACUCUGGAGCUCGGUUUUCAGGUGCAACAAUUCAUUUGGUUGAUGAGCACUUUGACACUGGACGGAUUCUUGCUCAAAGAGUGGUUCCUGUGCUUGCAAAUGAUUCAGCAGAGGAUUUAGCAGCUAGGGUUCUUAAGGAGGAGCAUGGCCUUUACGCUGAAGUAGUUGCAGCAUUGUGCGACGAACGGAUCAUUUGGAGAUCAGAUGGUGUUCCUCUCAUUCAAAGCAAAGAACAUCCUAAUGAAUUUUACUAGUUAGCUAAAAACUGCUUGAAAUUUGAGGCUCAAACCUUUUAGUUAGAUUCAAGUUUCUCAUGUUCUUUGUAAUAAUAAUAUCUGCAAACGAUGAAGUUUGAGCUUUCUUUGACACAAAAUAAAGUUGCAGGCUGCUCUUUCUAUAAUUAGGGUUCAUGGAAACAGUUGAAAAAUCAUUAUGCAGUGUUCUUAGUUUGAGAAACCACAUUUUGCCAUCAUUUGUUUACAAAAUGGACAAUCUUCUCAUUUAUUGUUA